Messenger RNA from Aspergillus costaricaensis CBS 115574, 889 nucleotides. RefSeq lists its product as uncharacterized. Lineage: Eukaryota; Fungi; Ascomycota; Eurotiomycetes; Eurotiales; Aspergillaceae. Bases 127 to 465 code for a protein of 112 amino acids. The transcript has a single exon. The record is from RefSeq and is a predicted model, not a curated record.
CCCCUCUCCCCAGCAUUUUGUUGACACUCUUUACUCCAGACAUCUUCGCUCCCUCGACUUCCGCAAGUGGAGAUCCCAAUUUCUCUCUCGGGCGAAGGAUAACGCUGGCACUGUUUCCUCCGUCGCAUGAUCAACUCUCUUACUCACACAUCCUGGCGCCUUUCGCUGCAGGUCCUCUACUACACUCCACGUAACCGUGCAGCAAACUGGAAAAGCUACAUAUCGGACCACACUAGACAAUCGCGACCCUCACGAUUACUCUUGUCGGUCCAAUCUCCGAUUGCUCAAAUUAUCACCCUUCCCCUUUGGACCACCUGCAUCACUGCGUUGGCAGGCAAUCCUGCAUUUCCUCUCCCGAUCCUCGUCGCCGAUUUUCCCUUCUUGCGCAGCCUUCCUCUAGUCCCCGGCCGGCGAGUGACGCCAAUCGACGCGAAGCCGAAUUUCCCUGCUCAAUUCCAACAAUAAUUUUUUUUUACCUUUACACCCACGCACACACAUACACACCUUUUGGCGUCUGUAGAAGCUACGUUCGGAGGGGCUCUGCUGACAGCUAAGCACAUGCGCGGCGCACACGGCUAUUGACUUGCAUUAUUUCGCUCACCAAUUUCUGUUCCCAUUACCUUUCAAUACUCGCCUUGGAGCGUCCCUCGGUCCUCCUGCCUUGCACCGGAAAAGAACCUCAACCGCCGGCACCAACCACGGCCAAUUGGUUCGAGCUCCACACGUCCUCGCAUAUUUGCUGCAGAGGGACAGCUUUCCCCGCGUACUAGGAGAUCCGCCAACUGAGGAGGGGUAGAAUUAGGGCACCAAAAUAGGAUACAACGCGGGCAAAUCAGAUCAUAUCAGGAAAACCUGACGAAAAUCAAUUCCGGGAAAAAAAUAAUUGGAG